AUGUCUUCUGAGAAUCAAAAACCUAGAGAAGAAAUUGAGACAUCUGAAAGAGCUGUAGCACAUUUUGCAAAAGAUAUACAAAGUGAGAUUUUAUUGGCUACUGCUAUGGUCAAAAUUCAAUCAGGAAAUGGCUACACUCAAAUUAUACGAGCACUUAUUGAUCAAGGUUCUGAGGCUUUAUUUGUGUCUGAGGCCACUGUACAAUCAUUAGGGCUUAAGCGAGUUCGAGUAAAUGGUGUGGUGUCAGAUCCAUCUUAUGGUUCACCUGGAAAGGUUGAUGUUAUUCUAGGAGUUGAAGUUCAUAAUGAGAUAUUGUUAGAGGGUCUUAUAAAAUAUUCAUUACUAAAUGGUCCGAUUGCUCAAAAGACGACGCUUGAAUGGAUGUUAUCAGGACGAGUCAAAAGGUCAGAUGAUAACCCAUCAACCACACGUAACUUUCAUAUCAAAGUUAAGGAAGAUAAAUUAUUAAAGCAAUUUUGGGAAAUAGAAAGAGAACCUGAUAACAUUAAGAAGAAGAUGACCAAGGCAGAGCUGAAAUGUGAAGAAAUCUUUGAUGCGACAACAAUUAGAAAUUGUGAAGGUCGGUAUAUAAUUCGUUUACCAUUUAAUAAUCCUAAUCCAGAGAGUAUACAAGGAGGUUCAAGAGAAAUAGCUCUACGAAGAUUUAACUUCUUAGAGAAAAAACUGUCAAAAAGACCUAAAGAACUCGAAGACUAUAGAAAGGUGAUAGAGAAUUAUUUGAAUCAAAAUCAUAUGGAACUGAUAACAUCGGAGAUAGAGAUUAAUGAUCCAACCGCAGUAUAUUUACCACAUCAUGCAAUAAUUCGAGAAGAUAAAGAGACUACUAAGGUAAGAAUAGUUUAUGAUGCUUCAUGUAAGGGAAAUAAUAAUGUAUCAUUAAAUGAUAAUCUUCUAAUUGGUUCAAAACUACAACAAGAACUCAUGAUGCAUUUGCGUCAUAUUCUUAUGAGAUGGAGAUGUCAUAAAAUUUGUAUCGUAGCAGACUUAGUUCAAAUGUAUCGUCAGGUUUUAGUAAAUGAUCGAGAAAAAGAUUUUCAAAGAAUAUUUUGGCGAUUUGAUGCAAAUGAACCUAUACGACAUUACAGGCUACUGAGACUGACGUUUGGUAUGCCAUGUGCUCCAUAUUUGGCUGUCAAGUCACUUCAUCAGUUAGCUAAGGAUGAACGUGAGAAAUAUUGUUUAGCAUCUGAUAUUACUUUAAAUGAUUUCUACAUGGACGAUUUACUUACAGGGUGUAAUGAUAAUGAGGGUGCUAUAAAUAUUUUUGAACAGAUGACUAAGCUGAUGAAGCAAGGAGGAUUUACAUUACAAAAAUGGUGUAGCAACAGUAAUGAAUUAUUAAAAUAUAUUAAAGAAGAUGUUCAAUCCAUAGAUAACGCAGUAGUUUUUAAAGAAAAUGACACUGUUAAAAUUUUAGGAAAUUGUUGGAAUAAGAUUCGUGAUGAAUUUGUUUUUACAAUGAAUUUACCUAAAGAACGAGUUUUUACAAUGAAUUUACCUAAAGAAGAAGAUAAUGAAAUUACAAAAAGAAAAGUUUUCCAUCCAUUAGGAUGGAUUGCGCCUAUUACAGUAAGAGCUAAAUUAUUUAUACAAAAAUUAUGGAAAUGGUUGAACACUAGCAGCAAUGAUGCUAUUGAAUUACACGUAUUUGCAGAUGCCUCACGUUCUGCGUAUGCUGCAGCUGUAUACAUGAAGGUGGAGUCUAGUGAUUGUACUAUUAAUGUACACUUAGUUACUACUAAAACGAAAGUAGCACCAAUUGAAAAAGAAAUAUCAAUUCCCAGAUUGGAGUUAUGUGCAGCUUUAUUAGCUGCGAAGUUAAUUUUUGAAGUAUCACAGAUUUUAAAUAUAGCUAAAGAGAAAUUAUUUGCUUGGUCUGAUUCCACAAUUGUACUAGCCAAGUCGCUGGGUGACAUUCGUCAGUAA
Nymphalis io (European peacock) is the source of this 1947-nucleotide messenger RNA. RefSeq lists its product as uncharacterized. Bases 1 to 1947 code for a protein of 648 amino acids. The record is from RefSeq and is a predicted model, not a curated record. The transcript is spliced from 3 exons. Lineage: Eukaryota; Metazoa; Arthropoda; Insecta; Lepidoptera; Nymphalidae.